AUGGACACUUUGUUGCGGACUCGAUACAUCUUCCUUUCCCAUCCGGACCUGGGACCGGCAACUGCGGAGUUGCUGCUGCAGCCUGUUACGGUAUUGGUCAUCGCCGUAUUGUCCCCUUCCGAUAGGAACGGGAUAGGUCUGACAGCUGAAUUCGCUAGCCAGUUGAAAGCCGAAGUGAAAUCAGAAUAUCGACGUUUCAAAUUCCGGUUACAGUCGGUGACUCGUUUCACCAACCCUGACUCCAAAGCCGCACUGGCUUCUUUUGCCACUCUCUUCGGUUUACACAUUCUUUCGAUUCCAUUCACCAUUUACUAUCGAAAACUACCGCUGGUACAUUGUGUCAUGCCUCCUCACUGUCAGUUUUCAGUAAUGGGAAAUUUUCAGUUUUCGGCGUUGGGUGUUGUCGGCACAGCUGCUUCCGUGUGCGCCGCAGUGUCCUUCUACAAGAUCCAUCCUUUAGCCGGAUGGCUUGCCGCACCGCUGACCAUAUUGGCGGCAUAUUCCACUGCCUUGAUGUUGGCCAUAACGUUUGACAAGGAAAACAGACCGAAGAACAGCGACUGA
This is a messenger RNA of Soboliphyme baturini, 564 nucleotides long. The record is from the annotation of a GenBank genome assembly. Lineage: Eukaryota; Metazoa; Nematoda; Enoplea; Dioctophymatida; Soboliphymatidae.